AUGCUAUCAUCGAUUCUACUUAUCCUUUGUAUCAGUAUUGUACCUUCGUUUGAGAAUGAUACUGUUGUAUUCAAAAAAGGUGAAGGUGGUUAUUUUUGUUUCCGAAUUCCGGCAAUCUUAACUACCGCCAAAGGUACUUUAAUAGCAUUUUCUGAGGCACGAAUAUUUAGUUGUGCAGACGAAACUCAAAUAGAUAUCGCUUAUAAACGAAGUUUCGAUAAUGGAAAAACAUGGUCGGAUUUAAAAAUAGCAUGUCGAGGAAAUGAUACAAAUGAUGGUUAUACUCGAGCAGGCAAUCCUGCUCCAGUACAAUUAAAAUACAAUCAAAGAAUUUUAUUACCAUUUUGCAAAAAUAAUAUUAUUCCUAUGCAAACCUAUUCAGAUGAUGAUGGUUUAACAUUUUCUCCACCACAAGUUAUACAUAAUAUAACAAAACCUGAUUGGAAAUGGCUUGCUUUAGGACCACCUGGUGGUCUUUUAUUACAAUCGAAUCGAAUAAUAAUUCCAGGUGAUUUUUCAACAAAUGAUAGCCAUCUUUCGUCUAGCUUUAUUAUGUAUAAUGAUUUUAAUGGUCAAGUAGAUCAAUGGGUUUUAGGAGUAAACUUUAGCCUUGAAAAUUAUCAUCCAAAUGAAUGUCAAGCGGUCGAAUUAUUACCUAUUGCAAAUUCAAUAUUUAUCAAUGCUCGUUCAGAUAGUACAGUAAGAAUUGGCGCAUAUAGUGAUGAUGGUGGAAUUACAUUUAAUAAAGCUAUUGCACUAAAUACACUUAUACAACCAUUACAUGGAUGUGAAGGUUCAACAAUUUAUCAUCAAAACACUCGUCAAAUAUUUUAUUCAGGUGUAACUGACACAUCUAUCCGCCAUAAUCUUUCAUUACAUAUAAGUAAUGAUAAUGGUGAAAACUGGAGAUUUGUAAAAACAAUAUGGCCAGGUCCAUCAGCUUAUUCAUCAUUAACAAUACUGAAUGAUCAAUCGGUAGGUAUAUUGUAUGAAGCUGGAACUAUGAAUCCAUAUGAAACUUUAACAUUUACUAUAAUUUAUAAUCAAACUGAAAUGAAAUUUAUUUGA
Rotaria sordida is the source of this 1068-nucleotide messenger RNA. The record is from the annotation of a GenBank genome assembly. Lineage: Eukaryota; Metazoa; Rotifera; Eurotatoria; Philodinida; Philodinidae.